This is a messenger RNA of Symsagittifera roscoffensis, 2428 nucleotides long. RefSeq names its product beta-TrCP-like. The transcript is spliced from 10 exons. Lineage: Eukaryota; Metazoa; Xenacoelomorpha; Acoela; Convolutidae. The coding region runs from base 60 to 1793 and encodes 577 amino acids. The record is from RefSeq and is a predicted model, not a curated record. Gene Ontology annotation, molecular function: protein dimerization activity.
CUUAUUAAAUAGAUGUAAUGUUCUUUAUCGUGAUCAAUUGAAUUUUCCAACAUAACUUUAUGGCAAAUAUAGAAUACGAAACCAAUUUGAAGCCACUUUCAAACAACUUUGAGAAAAAGGAGACGAGCAAACCAGUUCCUAACCAUAAAGGAGCACCUACAGAUGAUGUUUUUGAGAACCAGAGAGAUUCUCUGGUUCAGACUUUUCAAGGGUGGUCCGAUCACCAGCAAGUUGACUUCGUUCAAACACUACUGCAAUGCAUGAAUCAAAUCCAACAUGGCCAAAUAGACCAGCACCUUCAGCCUUUAUUACAACGGGAUUUUAUUUCCGCCUUGCCAGCAAGAGGUUUGCACCAAAUUGCAGAAAACAUAUUGGCAUAUCUUGACUCUCAUUCCCUGGCCAAAGCGGAAGUCGUCUGCCGGGAAUGGCAGCGGGUGAUAGCAGACGGGAUGCUAUGGCGGAAGCUAAUCGAGCGCAAUGUGCGCAUGCACCCCCUAUGGAGAGGACUAGCGAACAGGAGGAGAUGGGUGACGGCACUGUUCAAGCACUCUCCAGACAGUGGCCGGACUCACCAUCAUUACAGAAUACUCUAUCCUACUAUCAUCAGAGAUAUCAGAAACAUAGAGGAGAACUGGAAGUAUGGCUACUACAAGUCAAAGAAGAUCUCGUGUCGCAGUGAACAGAGCAAAGGCGUGUACUGUCUGCAGUACGAUGACGAGAAGAUAGUGAGUGGGCUGAGGGAUAACACUAUCAAGGUGUGGCAGAGGGCAAACCUCGAGUGCACCAGGGUGCUACAAGGACACACGGGGUCGGUGCUGUGCUUGCAAUAUGACGACCAGGUGAUUAUAACCGGCUCUUCUGACUCGACUGUGCGUGUGUGGGACGUACACAGUGGCGAGCUGGUCAACACCCUUAUACACCACUGCGAGGCAGUGCUCCACCUCCGCUUCGACGACGGAAUGAUGGUCACAUGCUCAAAGGACCGUUCGAUCGCAGUUUGGGACAUGGUGAACCCUGGAGAGAUCAACAUCAGACGAGUGCUGGUGGGGCACAGGGCAGCUGUAAAUGUGGUUGACUUCGACCAGAGGUACAUCGUAUCCGCCUCCGGAGACAGAACAAUCAAGGUGUGGGCCACCUCUACCUGUGAGUUUGUGCGCACGCUCAAUGGCCACAAAAGAGGCAUCGCCUGUCUGCAGUACCGGGACAACCUAGUGGUGUCGGGAUCCUCGGACAACGACAUCCGACUGUGGGACAUAGAGAACGGCGCCUGCAUUCGCACUCUGAGUGGCCACGAAGAACUAGUGAGAUGUAUCCGAUUCGACAACUACAGAAUCGUAUCCGGUGCUUACGACGGUAAAAUCAAAGUGUGGGACCUGAAGGCUGCGUUAGACCCCAGAGUACCCUUAAGCGAACUGUGUCUACAGACUCUAGAGCAACACACCGGUCGUGUAUUCCGUCUGCAAUUUGACGAAUUCCAAAUCGUGAGCAGUUCUCACGACGACACCAUCAUCAUUUGGGACUUUUUAGACGGGCGGACGGACGAAAACAGCCAGCAGACAUCUCAGCAUAAUACAACAGCACCUCUCGCGACUAAUACUUUCGUUCCUAAUGCCCCUGCCAGCACCACGAGUAACAGCUCGCCGAAUUCUUCAGCAUUGACGGCCACGCCCAACAACGCCGCGAACCAAAGUGGGUCGACCUCAACCUCGGGAACACACUUGCCCCCGAGGCCGCCGAGCUUGACCGGAUCGCUGUCACCACCGCUUUCCCCAAAUCAUGACAUGACGACAUGACGAUACCAGCUCGAGGGUCUAUGGUUACAGCAAGACCACCUGAUAUAAGUUAUGAAUUACUCCACUUACCCAUUCGAACUGUUUCUAAGCAAUCGUAAACCACGAACAAUUCAGCUGUUCUUCUUAUCUCAACAGUUUAAAUUUCAACAGCAGAAAUUUCGGUUCAUCUUUUCUCGUAACUGACGUGUAAAAUUGCGAGUUUUUAUUCACAGAGACAAAUGUGUUCCUCUUCACGUUUUACUAGUUUUAACGAUACGAUCACUAAUUUUUGUUGCAUUUGAACUGAUGGUUUCAAAAUACUCCCGUGCGAAUCGAAUAUUUUUCUGGAUUUACUUUGCACUACAUUUGUAGCAACCGACCGGCAAAAACGAUGUGUGGCUGUUAAUCGUGUAAAUGGUGGCUCUUUUUACCUGAAAAGUGAUCAUUGAUAACUUGCUUUUCGACCUCACGCAUACUUCAGUUAUUCAACGUACUACGGGUCAAAUAACCCUACCGAGCCAACUCUCUGCAACUUUCUUGUUGUUUUUAUCAGUUUUUGAGCUAUAAGUUAAUGUAAAUGUUAUAGUAAAUGCAAUCUAUAUGAAGUUAUCGAUGAGUGUUAAAUGGUUUAUUUCAAUAAACUUUUUUUGUUUUUA